Molecule: messenger RNA, 891 nt
Organism: Solanum lycopersicum (tomato)
Lineage: Eukaryota; Viridiplantae; Streptophyta; Magnoliopsida; Solanales; Solanaceae
Cellular component (GO): cytoplasm; nucleus; protein phosphatase 4 complex
Molecular function (GO): protein phosphatase regulator activity
Source: RefSeq, a predicted model, not a curated record
UUGACCCAUACCCGACCCAUCCAACCCCUCAAAUAUAGUUGCAAAACAAAUUCUCUCUUCUGUAAUAGAUGAAUUAGGGUUUAAUCUUGGUGCGUGAACCUCCCUUUUCUUCGAGAAUAUAUGGAUUCUCCUCAACCAGGCAUGGAAUCUGGAGAGCAGAUUAAUGAUGAAGAAGUUAAGAGUGUAAUUGAAGUAAUGGCAGCUAGUGGGAAGUAUUGGCAUGACUGGGACAAACUCAAGGGCAUGCUGUCAUUCCAUCUUAAGCAGGUCCUGUCAGAUUAUCCCGAGGCAAAAAUGACUAUUGAACAGCAACAGUCCUGUUUAGAAGAGAGCUUACCUGAGUUGGUUAAGAGGUUGGAUGAUGCUCUCAACAGCUUUGUUGAAGGCCCUCCAUUUACGUUACAAAGACUUUGUGAGAUUUUGUUGGAUGCGCGGAACAUUUAUUCCAAGCUGUCAAAGCUAGCGUUGGCUCUAGAAAAGAAUUUGUUAGUUACAUCAACAUUGACUAUCUCUAGCGAUCCAUAUACCAUACAACAUGCUGCAACAGAAGCAGAGACAGAAACAGAAACGAAGGGUUCCCCAAUUGAAUCUAAUGGAGUGGAACCUAUAGCGAGUGCAGGUGAUGCAGAUGAAGUAAUGGCUGAGGCUGAGGCUGAAGUUGAGGAUGUUAUGACAGUUGACAUGGACACUAUUGAAGCAAUAGUUAGAUCAUCUGAAGCAGCAGAUACUACACCUACCAGUGAUUCAUAAUGCACGCUGCUGUUAUUAUUUUUCAUGUCAAAUACAGGAUAUGCGUACUCGGUAGGUCAUGCUUCAGUUAAAUUCAUAAAAUUUAGCAGUAUAAUUAAAACAUAACUAUAAUUAAUGUCUGGUUGCCUGUUUUUUCCCCUA